UUGUAGUUAAAACAUUAUAUUCAAAACCGUAAACCCAGAUUUGUAAAUCUUGAAACUGCAAAGUGCAAACCAUGAAAUGUAAAAUCGUAGUUUUCGUGGAUUAUUAACAUUUUUCACUUUUGAAAUCCCAAUUCCACAAUGCCAAUUACAUGAUGGAUCUCCUCCAUCUCUUGUGUUGUUUUCGGGCUUUCAACGGAGUUACUUGGGGGGAAUGCUAAAUGAACCCCAAGUAAUCUCGCUUAUGCCCACUCAAUCGUUUCUGUGUUCGGGAUGUGGUAAGGAACUGCGUGGAUGGGGAACACACAGGAAUGUCUGCCCUAAAACCCUGUCAUCCACUCUGGUGCAAGUGACAGCCAGUCCUUCCGCUCCCCCAUCUCAGGCUACCAGUAUUCAACCAGUAUCCCGGCCUACUACAGAAAGCCUCAUAAAUGUACUGAAGAGCGCUAGGAGAUUUGGAAGGAUUAAUAAAGGUAUUCCUCGAGCAGCUCGUCCGCAAGCAGCUGAAACCUUUGCAAGAGCUGUCGAGCAGUGUGUGAAGGAACCCACCGUUUCUAAUUGGACCUCCUUGUUACUUUCGCCUCUCAAUGUUUGGCGACAGAUGGGGAUGCUGCAUCGAAGAAGAAGGAAUCUCUAACCGGGCGCUUUCGACGGCAGCUACGGGAUUUCGAAAGUGGAGUUCGGCCCCUUAGUGGCACCCCGACCACAAAACCCCCGCGGCGGGCACCGCGCGACUGAUGAUGCAGAACAUUUACGCCGAAUGGUGGAUUCAUGCAUCAACGAAUGCUCUGUGCAUAAAGCUGUUGCUCGAUUGGCGUCCGAAGAAAGUGUGCUUAUUAUCGAUGCCAAAGUUUUAUCGGUUCUCCGUUCGAAACACCCUGACGCACCAGUGGAUACGAGUUUUCCUGUUCCCGCAGACAGUGACGUGCCCACGUUCGCGCCCAUCACGGCUGCGGAAGUUAUCAGUGCUGUUUUUAAGCUUUCCAAGCGGAUCCGCGGGAGGGUUGGAUGGUCUCCGUCCACAACACCUCAAGGAUAUGCUGAGUUGCAAGGAUGCUGUCGAAUCUCAACUUUGUUCUGCACUGUGUAAGGUAAUGAAUUUUAUUGUGGCUGGCAAGGUGCCGGAGGAGCUGCGACCAGUUUUGUUUGGCGCGAACCUGAUUGCCUUGUCUAAGAAAGAUGGCGGUGUUCGGCCUAUUGCUGUGGUAACGUUUUACGAAGACUUGCUGCCAAGAUUGUCACGAAGCGAUGUGGUAAGAAAGCGAAGGAAUUAUUUACUCCUACUCAAGUUGGAUGUGGCACACGCGGUGGAGCGGAAGCAGCUGUGCACGCCGUUCGGAGUUUUAUAAAUGAUGAGCACCAUGGCCUACGGGUUCUUUUUAAAAUUGAUUACAGAAAUGCUUUUAACACCGUCCGCCGUAAUGUUAUGUUGCAGUCUGUAUUAGAGCACUUUCCCGAAUAUUAUCCGUUUGUUUUGAGUGCGUAUGGAGCGCCAUCUAUCUUAUCUUGCAAUGGCAGUGAUGAAGAUUUGUCUUCCGCCACGGGGAUCCAGCAGGGUGAUCCUAUGGGGCCAUUGCUUUAUUGCCUCGUUGCACUACUAUUCUGCAUUAGCUUGUCCUCGAAACUGCGGGUGUUUUUCCUGGACGACGGUGCACUGGGAGGUACGGUGGAAGAAGUGGCAGAUGACCUGACGACAAUCAUCGCCGCCAGCAGUGCCGCCGGACUGCAGUUGAACUCAGCGAAGUGCGAAAUGCUCCUGAUUGGUGGAACUGCUCAAGAACGCGAGGUGGCCAGGAACAGGCUGCAUUCAAUUGCUCCCGGUGCGAUUGUUUUGCAGCCUGAAACGGUAACAUUUCUUGGUGCACCAUUAACUGACGAGGCCAUAACCCACUUAUUGCAACAGAAAAUUGCUUCGUUGAAAAUUUUUAUAGAGCGCGUGCAAUUGCUAAACGCCCAUCAUGGAUUCUACCUCCUGCGGAACUGCCUGUCCAUCCCGAAGCUUAUGUGUACGCUGCGCUGUAGCCUUUGUUGGAAAGUGUCGGAGCUUCUGGAUGAAUUCGACAAGCACGUCAAAGAAGCCCUCGAAGAGAUCACUAACACCAAACUGGACGGGCGUGUAUACACGCAGGCUAUACUCCCUGUUGCCAAAGGUGGUUUGGGUGUGCGACGAGCGAAAGCAUUGGCUCCUUCAGCCUUUUUGGCUUCCAUGUUUGCAACUCGUCAGCUGACAUCCCAGAUCUUUAAUGGCAGUAGCGAGCAGUUGGUCAAUGAUGCGUGUGAAUCUUGGAAACUGGAGCCCGGUUGUGAAGAGCUGCCUCUGGACCUGGCCCGUGUCCAUCAAUGUGUAUGGGAUAACGCCGUUAUUCAGAAGGAUGUCGAUACAUUGUGGAGUAACAUUGGUGACAAUAAACAGGAGGAAGCACGCUUGAGGGCAGUCAGCACUAAAUACGCAGGGGCUUGGCUAUUCCGGAAAGGCGAAAUUCGUGGAGACCAAAACAUUUCGCAUUUUCGUUGGCCUAUGGUUGGGUGCUAA
Molecule: messenger RNA, 2530 nt
Organism: Paramacrobiotus metropolitanus
Lineage: Eukaryota; Metazoa; Tardigrada; Eutardigrada; Parachela; Macrobiotidae
Exons: 2
Coding region: 1424-2530 (368 amino acids)
Source: RefSeq, a predicted model, not a curated record